Benincasa hispida (wax gourd) is the source of this 522-nucleotide messenger RNA. The record is from RefSeq and is a predicted model, not a curated record. Lineage: Eukaryota; Viridiplantae; Streptophyta; Magnoliopsida; Cucurbitales; Cucurbitaceae.
AUGACUAACGCUACAUUGAAUUUGCUAAAUAUUGACAAACUAAACAACGAUAACGAUACUAGUUGGAAGAACACUAUAAAUACUAUGCUAAUUAUCGAUGACCUAAGGUUUGUCCUUGUUGAGAAAUGUUCUCGAGUACCCACUGCUGGAGCAUCUAGAAAUGUUCGAGAUGCAUAUGAAAGAUGGGUCAAGGCAAACGAAGAGGCUCGAGCGUAUAUCUUGGCAAGUUUAUCUGAAGUCUUGGCCAAGAAGUACAAGAACAUGGUCACUGCAAGACAGAUCAUAGAUUCGUUAAGGGAGAUGUUUGGACAACCAUCCACCCAACUCCAACAUGACGCUCUUAAAUACAUCUUUAUUGCCCAUAUGAAAAAAGGGGUCUUUCUUCAAGAACAAGUUCUAAACAUGAUGGUCCACUUUAAUGUGGCUCGGAUGGAUCUGUCAUUGACGAAGCCAGUCAGAUUAGCUUCAUCCUGGAGACUUUACCUGAGAGUUUCCUCCAGUUCCAUAGUAAUGAUGUUAUGA